UGUGACGCAGAUAAAAAACAUGCUUUAAAUUCCACUUGUGCACGGUAAACUCUGCAGAUUUGUAAAUAAGUAUAAACAUAUAACACAAUCGGCUUGAGCUAUUAUGCACCGCAUUAUACGUUGCAGUUUUCACGCGGAAACGGUUCCGAGUGAAAUAAAUUAAUUCAUUGCGAUAUUGUUGUACAUUAUAUUGACGUUUUAAAUUUAAAAUCGGUCACCAUGAUUUCUUGUCUGAUCGGUUUUUUGUUCGACACAUCCGUUAUCAGUGCAAUCGUGGCCAUCGCGGCGUUUCUUUACUAUUAUUCGACCAACACGCACGACAAGUGGCAAAAGUUGAAUAUACCCCAUGACCGACCGUGGCCGCUUGUAGGCAACACGGUGAAGAUGUUGACUUUGAUCGAACAUCAGUUGGCCACUAUCGAUGGAAUCUAUAAACGGUUUGCCGACAAAAAAUACUGCGGUUUUUAUCACAUGAAGACGCCGUUCCUGAUGAUCAGAGAUCCAGAGCUGAUCAAUAAUAUAUUGAUUAAGGAUUUCUCGUACUUCCCGGAUCGAGGUUUCCACAAGGAUCCAGCGUUAAAUAUAAUUGCUAAUGGGUUAUUCUUCCUGGAAGGGUCUAAGUGGAAGACGAUGAGACAGAAACUGAGCCCGGGGUUCACGUCAGGCAAGCUGAAGCUCACCCACGACCAGAUAGUGGCGUGCAGCGAUGAGCUGAUGCGAUUUAUCAAGAAUAAAAUGAUUGAAAACAAUCAGAUCGAAGUCAAGGAGACCAUGGGAAAGUACUCGACAGACGUCAUCGGGACGUGUGCAUUUGGUUUGAAACUGGACACAGUCAAAAACGAGGAUUCUGAUUUCCGGUCGAACGCCCGGAAAAUAAUGAAGAUGAACUUCCGGUUCUUGUUGACCGAAACGGUAUCACCAAAAAUAUUGAAAUUUUUGGGGAUCUCCGAAAUUUCACCCGAAGCUACUUCAUUUUAUACUUCGGCAUUCAGAGAGGUCAUCAAAUACAGGGAAGAAAACGGCAUAAUCAGACAUGACGUUGCACAGAGCUUAAUAGAAGCGAGAAAAGAGUUGGUGCUUAAUUCAACUGAUGAAAAUAAAUUUAAAGAAGAGGAUAUUAUUGCGAAUGCGAUCAUGAUGUUUUUGGCCGGUUUUGAACCCGUGUCUUCCACGUUGAGUUUCUGUUUGUAUCAGUUAGCACUUAACCAACACGUCCAGGACAAAAUGCGUGACGAAAUGAAUUCAAAUUUGGAACAACACGGAAAACUGAACAAUGAUUUUUUGGUGGAUCUUCAUUAUACCGAUAUGGUUUUGGCAGAAACUGGACGUAUGUACGCAGUGACAAACGCGCUGUUUAGAGAAGCUGUGAACACAUAUCACGUACCUGGCGGCAAGCUGGUGAUCGAAAAGGGAACCAAGAUCAUGAUUCCUUUUCACAGUAUUCAUCACGACCCAAAGUAUUACCUCGAUCCGUAUACCUUUGACCCGCAAAGGUUUUCACCGGAAGAAAAGGCGAAACGAUCAUCUGGUACUUACUUCCCGUUUGGCGACGGACCGCGAUUUUGCAUAGGAAAACGAUUCGCUGAAUUAGAAAUGAAAAUGGUUUUGUCACAAAUAUUGACGACAUUUUAUGUAUUGCCAUGUGAAAAAACUGAAGUUCCGCUUAAGCUACAAAAUGGAUUACCUAUGAUGGUGGCCAAAAAUGGCAUUUGGUUACGUUUUCAAUCCAUUUCUUAAUGAAUUCCCAAAGUCUAUAAUGAUUAAUGAUUAUAUACUCUGAAUACUAUAUAAGGCAAUAAUAAUAACUAUUACAAUACAUAUAUUGUUGCAUUAACCUUAAAUUUGAUUGUAAUUGUAAUAAAUUACUUAAUAUUUUUUAUUAUAAAUGUCCAUUCAGAUAAUUCUUGUACUAUAUUGGUAAUUAUAACUUUGCAGAAAUAAAAAUCUUAAUGUUGAAACACCA
Aphis gossypii (cotton aphid) is the source of this 1963-nucleotide messenger RNA. RefSeq names its product cytochrome P450 6a2. Gene Ontology annotation, molecular function: oxidoreductase activity, acting on paired donors, with incorporation or reduction of molecular oxygen; iron ion binding; monooxygenase activity. Bases 220 to 1737 code for a protein of 505 amino acids. The transcript has 4 exons. NCBI's taxonomy places the organism in Eukaryota, Metazoa, Arthropoda, Insecta, Hemiptera, Aphididae. The record is from RefSeq and is a predicted model, not a curated record.